Molecule: messenger RNA, 1548 nt
Organism: Seminavis robusta
Lineage: Eukaryota; Bacillariophyta; Bacillariophyceae; Naviculales; Naviculaceae
Source: the annotation of a GenBank genome assembly
GUACCGUACCACACGGUCGUCGGUACGAUACCGGUAGAUCAAGUCGAAACUCACAAAAACAGAAAGAACAAACCAACACCAAAAAAAAAAGAAGAAAACACUGAAGACCAUGACUAAAUCAAAACUUUUGGAAGCCACUAACUAUGCCACUUACAUCCUGGGUCGACAUUUGCUGGAUCAAGGAGCUGUGAAAAUCGACUGGCCCGGUGUUCGACUGGAUUUUGAUGGCCCCUUCACCCAAACCUCCUCCAUUCAGGUCCGUAUGACAGGAAAUGGUGCAACUUUCGGCUAUCGCUUGACUCCCAUUGGAGAGGAUCAACAUAGUUUGAGCAAAGAUGAAGAUAAUGAAUUUGUGAUUGUAUCGUCCCGACGAAACAGGAUGAAGGACUAUCCCCUGCUAUCUCUGGCAAAUGCCACCGCAAAACUGGACCCCAACGCGUCCUACAAAUUGUCCAUUUGGAAAAUGGGCGAUCCCUGCAAUGGCGGUUCUACCAUUGCUGGUUUGGUAGUGGAUAAUGCAUGCCCAGCAAUACCAGCUGAAAAACCAUGCAUGUCACUUCCACUUCCAGAUAGAAAGCUGAUUGAAUUCGUCGGCGACUCCAAUACGGUUGGAUACGGAAUCAAAGGCAAGAGAUCCGGAUUCUUCUAUCAUGUUCUGUGCGAGAUACCGUUGAUCGCGUGCUUCAAUGCACCCAAGAGACUUGUAAAGACCACAGACGCCACAAGAUCCUGGGCUCCUCUUAUAGCACAUGCCCUUGAAGCGGACCACCAUGUUAUUGCAUGGAGUGGGAUUGGAGCUCAACAUUCGGCUUGGAGCAACACGACAAUGAAUCAUGCUUAUGGAAGGCUGUUGGCGUCCGAUCCCAAGACAUAUGUAAAGGAGCUUCCAGGGCCUCCUCCAGAUGCUGUGAUCGUCAUGAUUGGACAAAAUGACACCGUCAACACAAUCACCAAUCCAGCCAGACUCCAAGAAUCGUUCUCCACGCUUUUGAAGCAGAUUCGGCAGUAUAGACCUGCACCCAUACCAAUCCUCCUUGUAGUUCCCACACCAGACUCCAGCAUGGCAUGUGUGAGGACCAACAAGGAAAACAAGAAGAAGGCCACAAUGUUGAACCAAGCUUGGAAGUCUGUCAUUAUGUCAAGCGAUCAGGAUUGGUCUCAUGUGCACUUGAUUGAAAAUAACCAUGUACCCAGCCUUCAUUCGCAAGAUGACUACGGGAUGUUCUUGCAUUGGAAUGAGAGCGGAAAUGAGAAGUGGGCUCGUGGAUUGCUUCCAAAGGUGAAAGGGAUAUUGAAAUGGGAUCAGUGAGCUUCUCUGACAAUAGACGAACGUAGAUUUGCAGGGUUCCGGAUAUGUCAUAUUCGCCCACAUCGCUACGCUUCUCGCUCAAAACAAAAGAGAUGACACUAACUGGAUGGCGUUGACAGCAUGAUGAAGUACUGGCUAUUUAGCCAGCUGAUUGUUGUCGUUUGCAAGUUACCAAACCCUAACGAGCUGUAUAUUGAAUAAAUAAUAGCUAGAAUACAAAGGCAAAAUAGCCCAGCACC